Dermacentor andersoni is the source of this 1568-nucleotide messenger RNA. RefSeq lists its product as uncharacterized. Lineage: Eukaryota; Metazoa; Arthropoda; Arachnida; Ixodida; Ixodidae. The record is from RefSeq and is a predicted model, not a curated record.
UCAGGAGCGAUCUAGGGGGGGCAGCUUUUACUAUAAAACAGCUUGCAGGUAUGUUGCAACGCAGUAUUUUUGAAAAUACCGAGGAAGCACGACGGACCAAGCGGUCGUUCAAGAUGCGCCACGUGUCAUUGCUGGUGGCGGCCGUACUCCUACUCACGGUCGAAGCGCAAGAUCCUGCCGCUCGAACAUAUGGCUCUCACCAUCACAGUCACCAACCCCAUCCUAACAGCCAUCAUCCUGGGCAUAGCCAUGGCUCCGCUGGUCACCACCAUCAGCUCGACCCACUGCAUCCUCACGCCUUGCAAUCACUGCUUCAAGGGCAGGGCCACCAACAUUCUUCAGUUCCCGCGCAAGUAGGGUCGAACGUCAACACGGUUCCACUCAUGGUGUGUCGCAUCAUUCAGGUCCCUCUGGCCCGGGCUCCGCCUUCCAUCGUUCCCAAGGCGGAUUCCAGUUCCCGGCCGCCCCAGCACGUUUUUCAGAACAUUCCUUCUUCAAUUGGAAACGUCGUUAGCAGGGUUAUGAACCCGGUGGUCUCCCUUCUGCACAAUGCCUCAGUUUGGUUCAACCGCACAUCCCAUCGUGAACACGGCCACAAUGCGCAUCACCCCCACAAUUUUACUGCUCUCAACCACACCGCUCAUCACGGCCAGGGCCACAAUGUGCAUCACCACCGGAAUUUCACUGCGCCGAAGGAGCACGUCGUUCAAGAGAAGCUCCCACCCCCCGGCAAGAUGAGCCCCCAACCGACUCGACGUUGUUCAAGAAUUACCUCUCGUCCAGCCAUCGCAACUGAGACCACUGCAACGCCCAGCUCGGCACCCGUUGUGACAAGCGCGAUCCCGGCUACGGAGUUGACCACUCAUGCAAAUUCGAGCCCCACGGUAACCGCACCUGUCCUGAAGAGCAAACUCUGCGGCUACGCCCCUACUCAGAGUGUUCCUGUUCCACGCGCUUACCCUUUCACUGCCCUGGGAACAGUUGCUACUUCGACAGAUGUGCCUACUCCCAUUCCUGAAGAAAGUACUUCGGAAAUUCAUGAAGGGAUUACCGCUGCCGCAAGUACUGUCCUGCCUACCACUUCUACGGCUGUAUCUCCUUCCCUACCUGAAGACCGAGCGCAAGGAACUGCUUCAACUUUGACUGCUGCCACACUGCUUGCUCAGUCCACUACGAAACCAUUACCCAGCCGUAAUGAACCAGUGGUCUCUACUUAUUCCCCAGCCUCGGAUACUACCACCUCAGGGUCUUCUGUUGUGACCGCAACCUCGGCGGUUAAUAGUACCGUGCAGAGGCCAACGACUGUGCCACUUUCGUAAAGGACGCAGACCGCAGUGGAAAGCAUGUCUGUCGUGCCUCAAGAGACAUCUGACUCUGCAUCCUCCUACACGGUGCCCUUCAAGAGAACCGCAACAAUGUCUUUAAGCGAUGACGUACGUACCAGACGUACUUUGUAAAACUCACUGUACAUACUUGCCUAGUCACGUAUACAUGUUUUAAUGGUACAUUUUCCACCCAUAACUUAUGUCGCAUCGCCAUGCAAUAAACGCGGAUUCUUUUAUCUGGCA